GCAGUAGCGCGUAAAGCUUGAUGCACGGUUCUGUUUCGAUACUCUAGAUUCAGAAAUCUAGUUAGUUUUUUAUUACUCGCAUCCGCGUUGGCGGGCUUCUUUUGACUUUGGCAUAUGUAAAUUUUGGCCUUGCGAUCAUUAUCAUAUCAUAUCGUCGCGUGCAGAAGGCCAAGUGCAAUAUUGGAGCGAAAUAUCUUAUUGCCUGUACCUUACUAUAUUUUAUCCCAAAUAAUAGGCAAAUGUUGGUAAUAAAUCUUGAUUUCUAAAUUACGAUGACUUAAUCACUCUAACAAAGUAAACGAACAAUUCGGACUCCUCAGCGCGGAUGUUUUGUUGCCGGCUAUACCCGUCAAUCACCCACCUUUUGAUGAAAUGGUCAGAAGUGGCCAACCAGAGCGCCCAUCGAGAUCGUUCCUUAAAAUAUGGCACCAAAAAUCGAGAACUUUACGGAGGAUGCCAGUAGCGGAUACAAAUUCAUCAGAACAGUGCAGAUUGAGUUGCAGUACUUCAAUAAGCGUAAACUCCGCGGGUCAUGGCUUCCAGCAACUGUUCACAGCUUUGGACAACUCAUUGUCACCUUGUACAACGUUGGUUACAAAAACCUGUCAUCUCUUAAUUCCAAUACUUCUUCUUGUUCUUUCACCUGUCAGCUGCACAGAGAGACCGAGUUCUGGCGGCAAAAUCGGCCCCCUUUGUUUGGCGGAAGUCGGCGAUGUUGGCGUAUGCAUGUUUCUUCGCACCUGCUUAGAAAACCAAGGAAAGCCAUCGGGAACAUGUGCAAAGUCAUUUUUUCUAGCGUCUUGUUGUGUUUUACCCAAUGCUACUGCCCCCGCCAGCACCAAUCAGAAACCCGGCAAUAAAUUACUUGGUCCUAGUCCUUUUGAGCAAAUCCUUAAAGAGAUCUCAGUAUAUAGAGCACAAGAUUUAACACAGUUGAAAAAUCGUCUUUCCUUUGCGCCAACAAUUCAUUCACCCUACUCUUCCAAUUACUGGACAACUUCCGCUGCGAUUAUGACAGCCGCCCCAACCACUUCACGAUGGCGACAUCGUCCUCCUUCAACGUUGCAGACAACUACCGCGACUACUGUUCAAACGGCAACAAAAAAGCACCAUGUUUUGGAUAAGGCCAUUUUUCCAGUCACUUCGACAACGGUAUUGACAAAACGAAAUAAAGUCUGGACGGCAAGUCCUUUAGAGCAUAUUCCUAAUGCCACAGUUACAACUGCCACUUUAUACCCUUCCACCACACCCCAAGUCUCCACCGUGCCAUCGACACUACCAACUUGGUUUACUACCCGCAAUACAACCAAUAUUCAAUCGAAUUCCAACGUGAAUUCCACACCAUCUGAUGCGGAAAAUCCCAAAGCACCUAUUGACCCAGGAGAUUUCCGUUUAAAUGUUGAUGUGCAGCUCAACCUUCAAGCCAUGGAUAAAUUGAAGAACAGCAUACCAAACGCUCAGGCUGAGUAUUUGGAAAUCGUUUCCAGCAACAACUACCCAGUGCCGGGUUUUUCGGGAGGUACGAGUGGACAGUCUACAAAAGUCAACUUUCCAGUUAAUUCUGAAAAUGUGUUACCGAUAUCUACCGCUACCAUUGCAACCGAUUUACCCAUUUCCCGUCCGGCGACUACGACCACGAUUAAAGCCACCACGACAGCAACGACAACAACAACACCGACUACUACGACAACGCCAUUAACGACCACGACAACAGAGACCACCACUACAACGACUCCCUCCACCACACCCACCACGACGACUCCCACGACCACACCCACAACUACCACGACGACAACCGCGACCACAACUAUUACCACAACAACAGCAUCAACAACAGCAUCCACCACUUCCUCAACCACACCUACCACGACGAGUACUACUACAACUUCAACCCGAACACCCAUUCAAGAGCUGGUAUGGAACAGUCUGACGACACAUACCCCAGAUGACAACAACGCUGCUGAUGGGAACAGUGCGGCCACUAAUGCUCCGGUUGUGGAUGUUUUAGCGGCGGAUAAGCUGAAUCAAAAGGGUCAAAUUGCAAUUCAACUGAGCGAAAUCUGUGGAAUAACACCUCUGUUGUGGAAGCGAAUCGUUGGUGGCAGCCAAGCCAAAUUCGGCCAGUUUCCGUGGGAAGUGUCGCUGCGUCGGAUUGUCGGAUUCGUUUCCUCUCACCGUUGCGGGGCGGUGCUAGUGCAUCCUAACUGGAUUUUGACGGCAGCUCAUUGUGCUUCUGACAUCCCUACCGACAAGAUGGUAGUACGAAUAGGUGAAUACGACCUUAGUGAGGUGAACACCGUUUUCCCUCAUGUGGAUUUCCGAGUGGCGGAGCGGAUCAUUCACGAAAAAUUCAACUUCCUGACCUUUGAAAACGACAUUGCUUUGUUACGACUUCCGGAACCAGUCACGCUAGCUCCGCAUAUUAUACCUAUUUGUCUGGGACCCUACAAAAAUUAUACCGGCUCCAUGGGAACCAUUGCCGGGUGGGGCAGAACCAGUCAGGGAGGUGCGCUGCCACCCAGAUUGCAUCAAGUUUCCGUGCCAUUUAUAGCCAAAAAAGAAUGUGAGAAAUGGUUUGAUACCGGUGAUCGUCAUCAGGAUAUUGAACCUUGCUUUAUUUGCGCCGGUUACAAGAAUGGUGGUCGUGAUGCAUGCCAGGGGGAUUCGGGCGGGCCUGUUGUGCAGCAGAUAAAUGGCCGUUGGGGACUCGUCGGCAUUGUCAGUUGGGGCAUCGGAUGUGCCGAGCCCAAUCUGCCCGGAGUUAGCACGCUGGUGCCACUCUACGCUGAUUGGAUUCAAAAGAAAACUAAGGGAGAUGUUUAUAUGCCGGAGUUUUACACUGAGAAAUAUGGCACACCACCAACAAUUGCGGCAUUAACUGCCAAGCCGGAACAGUGGAAAGAUAUGAACUAAACGUCCAACUGCAGGAAGGUUGCACAAUUGUUUUGUUAUUACGUCCGGACGGAUAUGCAUACUAUAAAAUGGUCUGUACUAUGCAUUUAAUUUAUGCUUUGUUUAUUUAUUAAAUAAACAGUUAAAAUCGUACACGUACUAGGUAGCUGAAAUGGUUUUAUGAUGAUAUGUACUUCUGGUGUCCCUGUUUCUGCGCCGCAGUUCGGAAAACAAUCCGGCCGGGUGCACCAUAUUGGUUGACACGAGUUGGCACUAUUAAGCCCUGGUUUUAUUGGUCCCCUACGAUAUCGCCAAAAGUGUUUAUAAUGCCUUUGAUGUUAUCUGUUUUAUGCAAAAAGUCCUAUUACGCGUUUUAAAGGAAAUUAAAGUUGAU
Paramacrobiotus metropolitanus is the source of this 3286-nucleotide messenger RNA. RefSeq names its product serine proteinase stubble-like. Gene Ontology annotation, biological process: proteolysis. The record is from RefSeq and is a predicted model, not a curated record. Lineage: Eukaryota; Metazoa; Tardigrada; Eutardigrada; Parachela; Macrobiotidae. Bases 373 to 2913 code for a protein of 846 amino acids. The transcript is spliced from 8 exons. Gene Ontology annotation, molecular function: serine-type endopeptidase activity.